AGGCCCUAACGUGCUUAUAUAUAUGCACAUAUAUGCUGCAGAAAUAUUUACCAAUCAAACUCGAUCCAGUUAACGAUUCUCUUUUCCAACCACGUACAGGCUUAAUCAACUACUGCUUCCAAGAUAUCAACUGCGAAAAUGCCUCUUUCACUCAAGAUCGAGAAAGAAUAUGUUCAAAACUCAGAAAGAGUAAAAUCUGUGGAUUUUCAUCCAACUGAGCCAUGGAUUCUUGCAAGUUUGUAUUCAGGCAGUCUUUGUAUCUGGAACUACCAGUCACAGACACUGGAGAAGUCUUUCAAGGUCACUGAGUCCCCAGUCAGGUCAGCAAAGUUCAUUGCACGCGAACACUGGGUGGUUGCUGGAGCAGAUGACAAGUUUAUUCGGGUAUACAAUUUCAACACACUGGAUAAGACCAAAGAAUUUGAGGCACACGAAGAUUUCAUCAGAUCUGUGGCCGUCCAUCCUACCCUUCCCUAUGUGCUGUCAGCGUCCGAUGACAAAGUUAUAAAGCUCUGGGACUGGGAGAAGGGUUGGGUCUGUACUCAGACUUUCGAGGGGCAUUCACACUAUGUAAUGCAAGUUGCAUUCAACCCAAAAGACACCCUUACUUUUUCAAGUGCAUCCCUUGAUGGAACCAUAAAGGUAUGGAAUCUGAGCUCUCCUGCUCCAAUCUUUACGUUGGAAGGCCAUUCGAAGGGUGUAAACUGCGUUGAUUACUUCACUGGCAACGAUGAAACAAAGCUUUUAACUGGUUCUGAUGAUUUUACUGCUAAGGUGUGGGAUUAUCAACGCAAAAGUUGCCUGCAAACCCUAGAAGGCCACCAGCACAAUGUUACAUUGAUAUGUGCUCAUCCAGAGUUUCCCGUAAUUAUUACUGGUUCAGAGGACGGAACUAUUUGCAUAUGGGAUGCCACCACCUAUAGGCUCGAGAACACAUUGAACUAUGAUCUCGGAAGAGUUUGGGUGGUUGGAUACAAAAAAGGAUCAGAUCGGGUUGUAUUUGGUUGUGACAAAGGAACAAUUAUGGUCAGUCUGAAGAGUACUUAGAAGCUGAGAUACGGUGAAACAACUAUAUAUUUGGGGAUGAGAAGUACGUACUUGGAGGAAUGAAGUACUGAUCAUCCGCUGCUGCUUACUGCUCUACUCCUGGUCCCCUGUACUACUGUUUUCUUAUGAAUAAAUUUGUCUAUCUUCGAGUUGAAGAGCAACACUAGCUAGCUAGAUCAAUGAAUGAAGCGUUUGAUCACCCUACCCCUGCUGCUGCUGCUGUUUUGAUUGUGUGAUCUGAAAUAACUGCCACAAGGAAUUACUUCUUGUCGUGUCCAUAGAUAUUAUGUUAUAGCUACCUCCAAGGAUAUUAAUGUACUCUUUCUACUGUUUAUAUAUGCAUGUGGUGUGUUUCUUUGAA
Juglans microcarpa x Juglans regia is the source of this 1408-nucleotide messenger RNA. RefSeq names its product coatomer subunit beta'-2-like. Gene Ontology annotation, biological process: intra-Golgi vesicle-mediated transport; endoplasmic reticulum to Golgi vesicle-mediated transport; intracellular protein transport. Gene Ontology annotation, molecular function: protein binding. The record is from RefSeq and is a predicted model, not a curated record. The transcript is spliced from 10 exons. Gene Ontology annotation, cellular component: COPI vesicle coat. NCBI's taxonomy places the organism in Eukaryota, Viridiplantae, Streptophyta, Magnoliopsida, Fagales, Juglandaceae. Bases 139 to 1047 code for a protein of 302 amino acids.